GAAGAUGCCUAUGGGUGCAAAGACGGCGCCCAAGCACUUCGCCAACGUAAUGGGCUUAGUGUUGGGUCGACUACGUACGGAGGAUCGAGUAAAUACGAGAUCAUACCAGGACGAUAUCAUUAUCGCCGCGAACACACGAGAGGAAUUGGAGGAGCGAUAUAGAAGGGUAACGAACCACCUACGUUCGCUAGGGUUUAAGAUUAACCCGGAAAAGUCCUCGUUGGCAGAGGAAAUUGAUAUCCUCGGUUACCGAUUCACGCGAGAUAAGAUAACGAUCCCUGAACCGAAAGAGCGCGCAAUUCGAAACGCGCUACGCAGUAAGAAUGUCAAACAAGUGAUCCGAGCAACGCAUCAGCUCGGCUACUAUAAGACAAUUUUGUCUCCAGCGCUGAGAGAUUCUGCAAUAAAACUCAGGCAAGUACUCUCGAAGGUUGGGCACUUUACGCAAGUCGCCAGGGACCUACGAAAGGCCCUGGACGUGGCAUGGAUGUGCCCUAGAGAAGAACCCUGGGGUGCAAAGCGAAUCGAGAUAUACGUAGACGCUUCAGACACGGCCGCCGGACUACAUGUGCGAUACAAUGGCAAUUGUGUACUAGAAGAAACGCUACCACUGACUCAUACGAUGACUAACUUGGCUUCGUUUAAAGAGAUACAGGGUGCUUAUAAGCUCCUGGUAAAAUACAGAGGCCACAUACGUCACAUAGACGACACGUGUGAGAAAGUGAUCCUAACGGACAACCUGAGACUAUAUCAGGGACUC
Gregarina niphandrodes is the source of this 760-nucleotide messenger RNA. Its product is annotated as putative retrovirus polyprotein. The annotation marks the transcript as partial. Lineage: Eukaryota; Apicomplexa; Conoidasida; Eugregarinorida; Gregarinidae. The transcript has a single exon. The record is from RefSeq and is a predicted model, not a curated record.